UUCUAUUUCCCCGCUGUUUAUCUCCCCCAUCCCCGGCGCAGGCAGGAUGGCAUCGCCCGUCUCGCAGAAGCUGGAGGAGAAGCUGGUGUGCUCCAUCUGCCUGGAGCUCUUCAAGGUGCCCGUCACCUUGCCCUGCGGGCACAACUUCUGCAAGUCCUGCAUCAGCGACCACUGGCACAAGCAGGAGCGGGCGCCCAGCGGGGCCGAGCAGGGCUACACCUGCCCCGAGUGCCGCCGGCACUUCCAGCACUGCCCGGAGCUGGAGAAGAACGUCAACCUGUGCAGCGUGGCAGAGCUGGCCCGGGAGGACGAGGUGCGGGUCCUGGCCACCGAGAGGGGCGAGGUGACCCGUGGCGAGCUGUGCCCGCAGCACGGGCAGCCGCGGAAGCUCUGCCGCCGGGAUGAGCAGCGCUGCGUCUGCUGCCCCUGCACCCCCCGGCCCUGCCUCCUGGAGCAGGAGCGCUCUAAAAAGCAGGACCUUUUGAAAAAGUCUGUGGAAAAAGCCCAGGAGGAGUCAGAGAGGAUUGUGCAGGAGAUGCAGGAGCUGGAGGAGCAAACGCGCAGCAUCAAGGACUCCUCUGAGAGGCUCAAAUCGGUGGUUCUGAGCAAGUUCACCCUCCUGAGGAAAGCCCUGGAGGAGAGGCAGUGGCAGACGGUGGCCAGGAUCGAGGAAGAGCAGGCAGCAGCUCUGGGGCACGUGGGGGACAACUGGAGCCUCCUGAAGGAACGUCUGGAUGUCCUUGGCCAGCACAGGGAGAGGGCUCAGCGCCUGCUGGCCUGUCCUGACCACAGGACCUUCCUCCAGGAGUUCCCCCUGCUACCAUUUCCAGGGAGCCUAGAGGUGCUGCUCCCUGUGGAGUUUGAUGCAGCUGCUGUGGUUGAGCCCAUCACUGAGAUCCUCACUGACAUCUCCAGGCUCCUGCUGGAGUAUCUGCCUGGCUCUGUGGCCCACAAAGCCCCCGACCCCACUGGCCAAGGCCCGGUGCAGCCCAAGGAGCCAACGCUGAAGGUGGUGACCCCUCUUCCCAAGUGCCAGCUCCGAGCUGAGCUUCUGAAAGACCACCGCAACCUGACCUUCGAUCCCCAGACGGCCAACAAGUACCUGGAGCUCUCAAAAGGCAACCGGAAAGCCAAGCACGGCCCCAGCGCCGUCUGCGGGCUGCAGGAGCAGGGACCCCGCUUCCAGCCCUGGCAGGUGCUGUGCGCGCAGAGCUACGACCGCGGCCAGCACUACUGGGAGGUGAAGGUCUCCAGCCACUCCGUCAUCCUGGGGGUCACCUACCGUGGUCUCCCCUGGGAGCAGCAGCAGGGCCACAAGUUCAACAUCGGGCUGGACGGGGGUUCGUGGGGGCUGCAGGUGCGGGAGGAUUGUUACCUGGCCUGGCACAAGGGCCGGGCGGAGAAAAUCCAGGAGAGGUUCUAUAAGGACUUGGGGGUCAGCCUGGAUUACAGCAGGGGGCUCCUCUCCUUCUACGGGCUCGGGGAGAGGACGCAGCUCAUCCACUCCUUUCACAGCGUCUUCACCAAGCCUCUCUACCCCGUCUUUUGGCUGUGUGAGGGGCGGGUGGUGAUGCUGUGCUAGAGGACUGGGCUGGAGCCACCGGGCUGCUCUGUUAGCCAGGCUGGCAAGCUCCAGGCUGGUGCUGUAGCCAACCUGUCAGGGGGUGAGGGGGACCCUGAUGCAGAGACGGGAGCGGGGUGCAGUGUUUUAACAGGAGCUGAUGAGGACAGAGAUGCAAAUGAACCCACGCUGAUUUGAUACCUGCAAAUACCAGGCUGGUGACUCACGGUAGGGCAGGGGAAGGGGCACCCAGACAAGGCUGUGCCCUUGUGGUGGGGGUGAAGCCCCUGGUCACUGUGCAUGGGGACAUGUGCAGGUGCCUGUCCCUGCAGAUGUGGGUGAAGGAGGGGGACAGGGAGGCUGCAAGAAUUAGGUUUUUCCUCUUUCUUCCACCCUGGACAAACCUUCCAAGCCUGGGGAAGAUUUGAGGGGGUGCUGCAGAACAAUGCAGAGGGAGCUCUGUGCUCCCCCAGCCUCGUGUGCAGGCAGGUCCUGCUCCCCUCACUCCUCCUGGUCCCCUCCUGCUGUGGCAGACAUUCUUUCUGGGGUUGCCAUGCUGCAGUUGGUCUUUGUGCAAAGCUGCUUUUCCCAAUAAAGCCCUGUUUUCCUACUGGUUCGACUUUGGUGAGAGCCAUGGGACCCAGUGGCACUGUGAGGGUGAGCUGGGUGCCCCUGCAGGGCCCUAUCCUGCCCCUCCAUGUUCCUGGGGGGGGGGGGGUUUGGCAUUGAGAGCCAGCCCUGUGUAGUAACUGGCUGGGGGCAGAACUAUAAGGUGCUUUAUUUACAGCUGCUGUGAUAAGGAAACCUGGUUUCCUGCGGCUCUGCUCCAAGGUUCAUCUGGCACAGAAGAAAAUCUGAAGUUUUGAUUGAAGCUUUUCCAAGGCUGAGGCAACAAGUCUGGCAUCUCCUGCCACCCCCCUCAGGGACUCUGGUGAGGACUAAUGGGCGAAACUGGGCACUGGGUUCAAAGGUGCUGGGAACGUGCAGGCACACAGGGAAUUAAUCGCAUCAGCUUGUUUCCUCUGGGGAAAAAAGGCUUCAAAGCAUUAAUCUGCUUCCUUGGGGGCAGAUGCAUUUUGUCCUGCUGUGUUUCCUCCUUUGCUUCACACCUCUCUGCUCCUCCUGGCCCUGUCCUUGGGUGGGACCUUGGGCCAGCAUGGACCUGGGAAUGUAUCCAAGCUGAAAAAUCAUCAGUGUACCCUCCACAGGAGGUGCUCAGAGAUCCUGUGUUUACCAGGCAGAUCCUUGGACUGAAAGCAUGUUGGUGUCCCACCAGCACCAUCCCUGCCUGGUGCCUGCUGGCUCCUGCUGAGCCCUGGACUGAGCCAGGACGUGGACAUUGUGGCCCUUUUUGGCCCUGGAAAUGGCUGACAUAGGGUCACUGGCCCAAGGGAUGGCAGGAAAGCACCUGCACCCGUGUCCUGCGGGGAGCUCAGGACACUUCAUGUAGCCCUGGGGUGGGAAACAGCUCCUUGGGUGGCAACAGGUUCUGGGGCAGCACAUCCUGGGGGGCAGCAGAUGCCUGUGGGGGCAGUAGACUCCUGGGAGAGGGAUGGGAAUGGGCUGGCAGCAGCUUCCCUUGCCAGGAGAUUUUGGGGGUGUGCAGCAGCUACCCCUGGGAGCAGCAGACUCCCGGGGAGGGUCCAGAUUCCAGUGGGGCCGAUCCUUUAGG
Molecule: messenger RNA, 3233 nt
Organism: Apus apus (common swift)
Lineage: Eukaryota; Metazoa; Chordata; Aves; Apodiformes; Apodidae
Gene: TRIM65
Product: tripartite motif containing 65
Exons: 6
Coding region: 47-1582 (511 amino acids)
Biological process (GO): positive regulation of autophagy
Molecular function (GO): protein binding
Source: RefSeq, a predicted model, not a curated record